AGUCCUCGGUCCUGCGAGGACGGGCGAAGAACACCUGCUUUGCUUCUGCAGCGGGGGACAACAUGUUGAGAAACCGCCUCUGUUUGACCGUGGUCUUCUUUCUCCUGACCUCAUCCUCACUCGCAGACCCUACAGUGAGGCUUGUAGAUGGAAGCAAUAGAUGCCGCGGUAGAGUGGAGGUCUACCAUUCAGACCAGUGGGGAACAGUGUGUGAUGACGACUGGGACAUGGCUGAUGCUGAGGUGUUGUGCAGACAGCUGGGUUGUGGAAGAGCUACAGAAAUAAAGACGGGGGCUGCUUUUGGACCGGGAACAGGCCAGAUCUGGAUGGAUAAUGUUGGAUGUUCUGGUAGUGAGUGUUCUCUCAUGGAGUGCUCACAUGGAGGAUUUGGAAAGCAUAACUGCGACCACAGUGAAGAUGCUGGCGUUGUCUGCUCAGAUCCUACAGUGAGGCUUGUAAAUGGGAGCAGUAGAUGCAGCGGAAGAGUGGAGGUCUACCAUUCAGACCAGUGGGGAACAGUGUGUGAUGACGGCUGGGACAUGGCUGAUGCGGAGGUGGUGUGCAAACAGCUGGGUUGUGGAAGUGCUGCAGAAAUAAAGAAAGAGGCUGCUUUUGGACCGGGAAUAGGCCAGAUCUGGAUGGAUAAUGUUGGAUGUUCUGGUAGUGAGUGUUCUCUCAUGGAGUGCUCACAUAAAGGAUUUGGAAAGCAUAACUGCGGCCACCAAGAAGAUGCUGGCGUUGUCUGCUCAGAUCCUACAGUGAGGCUUGUAAAUGGGAGCAGCGGAUGCAGCGGUAGAGUGGAGGUCUACCACUCCAACCAGUGGGGAACAGUGUGUGAUGACUCCUGGGACAUGGCUGAUGCUGAGGUAUUGUGCAGACAGCUGGGUUGUGGAAGUGCUGCAGAUAUAAAGACAGGGGCUGCUUUUGGACCGGGAAUAGGCCAGAUCUGGAUGGAUAAUGUUGGAUGUUCUGGUAGUGAGUGUUCUCUCGUGGAGUGCUCACAUGAAGGAUUUGGAAAGCAUAACUGCGACCACAAAGAAGAUGCUGGCGUUGUCUGCUCAGGUAAAAUGUCAAUGAGGCUUGUAGAUGGGAGCAGUGGAUGCAGCGGUAGGGUGGAGGUCUACCACUCCAACCAGUGGGGAACAGUGUGUGAUGACUCCUGGGACAUGACUGAUGCUGAGGUAUUGUGCAGACAGCUGGGUUGUGGAAGUGCUGCAAAAAUAAAGACGGGGGCUGCUUUUGGACCGGGAACAGACCCGAUCUGGAUGGAUGAUGUAGGGUGUUCUGGUAGUGAGUGUUCUCUCAUGGAGUGCUCACAUGGAGGAUUUGGAACGCAUAACUGCGGUCACAGUGAAGAUGCUGGCGUUGUCUGCUCAGAUCACAGAUCUCUUCCCACUCCCAGGCUGUCUUCGUCCCACACAGUCCUCUCCCCAGGCGAUGAGCUGAGUCUCACCUGCUCCCAUCCCUCCCAGCUAGAUGUGAGGCUUGUAAAUGGGAGCAAUGGAUGCAGCGGUAGAGUGGAGGUCUACCACUCCAACCAGUGGGGAACAGUGUGUGAUGACGACUGGGACAUGACUGAUGCUGAGGUGGUGUGCAGACAGCUGGGUUGUGGAAGUGCCGCAGAAAUUAAAACAGGGGCUGCUUUUGGACCGGGAAUAGGCCAGAUCUGGAUGGAUGAUGUUGGAUGUUCUGGUAGUGAGUGUUCUCUCAUGGAGUGCUCACAUAAAGGAUUUGGAAAGCAUAACUGCGACCACAAAGAAGAUGCUGGCGUUGUCUGCUCAGCCCUCUCACCAAGCAAUGAGCUGAGCCUCACCUGCUCCCAUUUCUCCCAGCUCUGUGAUCCGAUUCGUAUCAACUUCUACCAGGAUGGAUCUCCAAGAGGGAACCAGAUCUCGGGGUUUGGUCUGACCAGUGCGACAUUCACAGUGUCCAACAUUGAGUCCUCUCACCAGGGCAGUUACACCUGCCGCCUCUCCACCCAGCAAUUCACCAGCCCCUACAGCACCCUGGUCAGCAUCACCGUCGUGAGCCCGCAGCAGCCCAACAUCUCCCUGACCACCUUGAACAAAGGGCCGGUCUGGGGUACCCAGGGCCCAGAGGUCACAGCAGGUCACAACUUCAUCAUCAGCUGCUCAGUUUCUCCUCAGUAUCCAGGAGGCGUCUUCUACCUCUCCUUCUCCGGCUCCAACAACACUGAUGUCCAGUCAGCUGUCAGUCACUCAGCCUCGUUUUACUUCCCUGUGGCAGAGUAUCGACAGCAGGGCGACUACAGCUGCGUCUACCAAGUCAACGUCUCUACUCGCACCUUCACCUCCAAAGCCUCAGAGAUGCUGACUGUCACAGUCAGAGCUUCUCUCCUUCCACGGCGGGUUAUCGGGGUGGUCGGUGGCCUCUUGCUCCUGCUUGUCUUGCUGAUUGUCUCCUUUCUGAUCAUGAGGAGGAGGAGACACCGAGAGGUGGAAGUGAAGACCAGCGGUACAAACCGUGUGCGGAACACAUACCAGCUAACGCCCCAUCCCAAGGAGGCAAACAGCGAUCAGGACGACGAGAACCUGGAGAACUUCACCUGGAACCAAGAGAACAAUGAUGACAGUAACGACUUCGAGAACUAUGGAGACCUUGCAGCAGUGGGCAGCGUGCAUACGCGUGGAGUGGAGAAAAACAACCGUGCUAUCUGUCCUAACACAGAAACCUACCCAGACCACAACACUGCCGACCAUAACCCAGGGGGCAGCAGCGGGGGGGAGUGGAGAGAUGAAGAUGGCGGCAAAGAUGACCUGUGUCAGGGUGAUUUUUCCAAUGGCCAAAGCGAUACUGACAGUGCCGAGGAAGAGGAGAAGGAAAUCUAUGUAAAUUACGCAAUGUAA
Molecule: messenger RNA, 2867 nt
Organism: Lampris incognitus (smalleye Pacific opah)
Lineage: Eukaryota; Metazoa; Chordata; Actinopteri; Lampriformes; Lampridae
Product: deleted in malignant brain tumors 1 protein-like
Exons: 13
Coding region: 63-2867 (934 amino acids)
Cellular component (GO): membrane
Source: RefSeq, a predicted model, not a curated record